UUAAAAUGGCGGCCCACAGGUCGAGCCAAAUUUUGUCAUUCUUGUUGGUUAUAUUUGUGUGUUUUCAGACCAUAGGAGGAACAAGAAAGGGAGAUCAAAGGUCAAAUGGAGAUGAGUUUUCAGGGUCUGUAUACUCAUCAGACAACUCGCUGACAAUUGAACACUCUUUCGAGUCAGGAUCCAACAGUAAGUUCACCACUAGGGGUACCCUCAACUUCCGAUCACUGAAGUCUGGUCCUGGAGCAUUCGUUCAAACCACAGUACUCACAGCGGGAGAGAAAAGGAAGCUAAAGGAGUUAUCAAGAACUGAAGGUCUCUACAAAAUCAGAGUUCCCUCUAAGCUAGGAGCUCCAGCAGACAAUGAAGAGAUACAGUACGUCUCCACCUUUACAAAAGCUUGCGCUCUUGUGGAGUCACGCCUCUCCGAUCAUGUGACAGUCCAUGCUGACCAAUCAGGGAAUGUUAUGGGCGUCAGUGUCCUAACACUCAAGGGGUCAUGUGAUCAAAUUGAGAUGGAAUCAACCUCCCUGAAUUACUUCAAUACGACGGUUUCUUUAGAAAUGACAGUAUCAGCACCAGUGCCAGAGACUCAAGUCUACGUUCAAAGGAUGGAAGAGGAGAAAGUACAGAAAGAAAAGGGUUCCUCGGCUGACAAUCGCUCCUUCUUUGCAAAAUAUUGGAUGUACAUCGUCCCAGUUGUUAUAUUUGUCAUGAUGUCCAGCGGGCAACAGGAUUCUGGUGGUAGAGGAGGGGGCGGAGGAGGAAGUUAAUCAUAGAAAAUACGCCUUCACAACUGAAUUGUAACCUGGAGAGCACCAAGUACAUCUGUGUAAAUCCUCAAGGUGUUUUCCAGGUUGUCCUGCUAUGGGGGUUCAUUUUCCUGUAUAAGGAAUUUAAAACUAGAAAAGUAAUUGUUGAUUUUGGUGAUCGUUGUGGUUUAGUAAAAUUGUGAUAAUGGUUAUUUAUAAAAUUUAUGUGUAGAUUUCAUGAAGUCUGCACAGUGGGAACUUUCUAAUUGGACCGGACAAGUAGUUUUGAUUAAGUAUUUCUUGCACGCACAUGGACCACUGGAAUGUUCUAACUGAGCGCUCAAAAUACUUGUGUAGGAUUACUGUAAUACUUUAAGCACAAGGAUGAAGUCUAGCAGAAUACAGCGCACAAACAUUAGUAUCCUGGUCAUUGGGCAAAUAACAUUCCUGUAAUCCUUCUCAGCUCCCUGGGGAGUAUACAGCCUCGGACUGCCAUGGCGCUCCAGUGGUUUUUUCAAACACAAUAUCAACCUCUACCCUCGCAGGUAACCAUAUAACCCUGGGUGAAGAGAAGUCAAGGAUAAGAGUCAUGACCAGGAUUCUCUGUUAGAAUAUUUGUUGACUUUGUACUUUUAAAGAUGAAAAUAAAACAUAAUUUUUACCCACAUCUCUAUAAAUCUUGCAUUAUUUUAUUUGAAUAAUCACACAAGGCAUUUGCCUGAAUGUUUAUGUAUGGAAUUAAUUAAAGGUGAAUGACAAAGCUGCUAAGCAGAGAUGAUGAGAACAAUGGUAAUCAUCUAUUGAUGCUUCUCCAAACUGUGCUUAGCAGGUUUUUCAAAUGAAUCCCUGGCCCCAAAUUCAUAGAGAUGCUUAAGCAAAACACAUUGCAUAACAAUCUUGGUAGAAACGCACAGGAUACCAGUCACAAAUGUUAUUUGCAACAAAGUAUUUUUGAUUGUGCUUAGCUACUUUUUAUGCUUAAGCAGCUCUAUUAAAUUGUGUCCUGGAUAUGCCGACAUAAAACCACCAUGCACAUACAUGUAUCGAGCACCAAAUGUUCCUGUUACCUUUUUCUGCUUAGUAGAUUGUUAUAUGCUUAGCAGCUUUGUGACAUUCUUCCCUAUUAUGUGAUAUGUUUCAAUUUAUAUACAUUAUUACCAAUUUAAGUUAUCUCCAUAACGGGUGAAUUCUUCUAAAUAUGUGGAGGAAUAAACUCUGCACCAACAAACACCUCGGACAUGUACAGCAACAGAUGGUUAUCAAACUAAAUCAAAAUAAGCGAGGAACCAGUAAGAAACAGUUCGCACAACAUGGUAUUUUGGCUGGUAACGAAUUUCAACCAGUGUGUGUUUUUGUGUCGGAAUUGGCGACUACGGCUGUUGCUAUGGUUGUUGCUAUGGGCAACCUGUGCUUUAAAUUAAGUUUCGAUGACGAUCAACCCAAAGCCACUAAUCCAGACCUGACCAUAGCUCUAUAAACAUUUUUGUAUCAAUUUUUGGUGGAUAUUUGUAACAUCUAAUCAAAGUUCCUAUAAAAACGGCCCAUACUGAUACAACAACAUCUCAGUUACCUCUAAAAUAAUUUACAAUGAAUUAAUUCACAUGACAUGCCUUUUUAAAUACAUGUAAAAUUAUACAAUUUAACUCGCUGAUUCAUCCAGACUAUAUAUAUAUAUAUACAUAGAUCUAUAUCAUAUAUAGGGAUAGGUACCAUUUAACCAAAGUGAGGACAGUAUCUAAUAACCAAUCUAACAAAACUAAUAAAUGGAAGAUGACUAAAUAGUAUUGAUUGUUAAAUAUUAAAAUCAUAAUAACACAGACUCUGAAAACUCAAUUGCGUGUAUUCUGCAGUGAUGUGCAGAUACAUGUUUCAACUCACAGAAGAAACUACCAUGGAGAAAAUCAUAUUAAUAUCAAUAUCCUGUUGAAAUUCACAAGUCAUCAAUAUCCACAAAUUAUCAAAAACAACAAAUCAUCAAUAUUGGCAAAUUAUCAAUAUCGGCAACUGAUCAAUAUCGGCAGAUUAUUGACAUCCCUAAAUUAUUGAUCGGCAAAUAAUUGAUAUCUGUGGCAUAUAAUUAUUCAUAAUAUACCAACAUCCAUAAUUUAUCAAUAUCCACAACUCAUUAAAUCCACUAAUAUUGUUUGAAUUCAACAAUUUGUUUGAUAAUCCUGACGUCCAAUCUUAUUCCUACUUUCUUGUAAAACCACGGAAGCACAUCCUACGCAAAAACAGAAGCCCUCUACCACAAAACGUGAGACAAAACAAAAGUAAGUUGAAUAAAAAACAUAAAUAAAUACAACGCUCAUGAUUAGAACAUUCUGAACUUUGGUUAAAUAUUCCUGUGUUUGGUAUGAACAACAAAUAUAACAACAAAUAUAACAGUUUGAAUUCUCUUCAGGAAUUUUGAGACCUGCUGAAUAUUCAUGAGAUAAUUAUACAUGCAAAAUAUAAAGCUUCUGAUUUACAUAAAUUAUAAUACCUCUUUUAGCAUUGAAGUAUUCAGUACAUUAGUUAUGUGAGAUUAUUUAUCUGAGAUUAAUACAAAAAGUGUUUUACAUACAGUUCGAAUCUGACUAGGUUUCAUUAUUUUAAAUUGCAUUUAAAUAAACUCAAUAAAUUCAUGUCAUCAAACAAAGAAAACAAAAUACUUGUUUAUAUUCCCUUAACAGAUGAUUUAUAAGAAGUAUAUGUACUGCACCACAUAAUACUCAUGAUUAGUUUACUAAUGUGUAACCGUGGCCCAAUUUCAUAAACCUGCUUAAGCUGGGACUGAUGCUUAACAAUGUUAUGCUGAGCAAAAACAAGCAGGGUACCAGUCACAUUAUACACGUGACGUGGUAUUCAAGCGGCUGGUAACCUUAUUCUGGUAGGCAUUACUAUGUUGUGCUUAGCUACUUAGUGUGCUUAAGCAACUCUAUGAAAUUGGGGCCAUGGCUUUAUCAGAAGAAGCUAAUGCAAAAAGAAUUAUUUGAUGUUUAUUCCAACUCUGCAAUGUAACAAGCAAUAAUGCAAUCAAUAAAACAAAUUGUUGAAAUGAAAUGCCCAUUUUUUGGUAAUAAAAUGAAAACAACAGAUGAAUACAACAA
This is a messenger RNA of Asterias rubens (European starfish), 3838 nucleotides long. RefSeq names its product ER membrane protein complex subunit 10-like. The transcript has 7 exons. The coding region runs from base 6 to 770 and encodes 254 amino acids. The record is from RefSeq and is a predicted model, not a curated record. NCBI's taxonomy places the organism in Eukaryota, Metazoa, Echinodermata, Asteroidea, Forcipulatida, Asteriidae. Gene Ontology annotation, cellular component: EMC complex.